AAAGCUCACCCUUCCUGGGUUCACUACAUUUACGGACAUUGCAGAGCUCCAGUCAUACUCACAACCAUGAACUUCCCCCUGAUAACAGCUUUUAGUCUCUGCAGCCUCUGCUGGUUCUCUGUCUCAGGUUCUGAGGUUCAGACUAUGGACGUCCAGUUGGGUCAAGACGUCACACUCACCUGCUCCAAUGUUAACCAGUAUGUUACUUUGAUAAUCUGGUUCAGAGUGGUCGACCGAACGUCAGAUGGUUUUAUCUGUACUACGGACCCAUCUGGCAAAAUUAAAACAACAAGUGCUCGAUUCCGAAAUGAAACGUAUGUCACAAGCUCCAGCAACUCCUCCGUCUUUCUCAAAAUCAAGUCAGUGAAUUCAUCAGACUCUGGGUUGUAUGUCUGUGGAAUUAUCAGAGAUGGAAAUCUACUUUUUAGUAGGACACAUUUAAAUAUUCAUGGCACUGAUGAGCUUGAUGGUAGCAUGGACAGCAAAUGUAAACAGUCUGAUGAAAUGGUAAAGCUGGUGAGUGUGGCCCUGGGUGGACUGACUGUUGUCCUUGUAAUGGUCAUCAUUGGUCUGGUUGUUCAAAACAUGAAGCUUAAAAAAGAUCAAGAAGAACAGAAUCCAAAGCAAAGUCAGAAACGUGGCUCUGACGACCUGAACUACGCUGCAGUGACUUUUCAAAAGAGAGCAAAAAGAAGAGAACCAGAGCCAAAUGUUAUUUAUGCUGCUACCAGAUAGACUGGGAACUCUUAUGCAUCGUAUUUGCUGUAUAUGUCUUGUGGUUUUGAAUGGCUUUUUAUUUUAAGGAAGAUAAAUCUAAUUGUGCAAUAAAGAUC
Messenger RNA from Mugil cephalus (flathead mullet), 833 nucleotides. RefSeq lists its product as uncharacterized. Gene Ontology annotation, biological process: response to bacterium. The transcript is spliced from 6 exons. NCBI's taxonomy places the organism in Eukaryota, Metazoa, Chordata, Actinopteri, Mugiliformes, Mugilidae. The record is from RefSeq and is a predicted model, not a curated record. Bases 67 to 735 code for a protein of 222 amino acids.